Wickerhamiella sorbophila is the source of this 1539-nucleotide messenger RNA. RefSeq lists its product as hypothetical. Bases 1 to 1539 code for a protein of 512 amino acids. The record is from RefSeq and is a predicted model, not a curated record. Lineage: Eukaryota; Fungi; Ascomycota; Dipodascomycetes; Dipodascales; Trichomonascaceae. Gene Ontology annotation, molecular function: mRNA binding. The transcript has a single exon.
AUGCCACUCGUGUCGCCACCUCUCCAUUCCUCAACCAGGACACAUCUCAACGGUGCCGCGCCGUCGUGGGACCCCUUCGGGUUCCGCCCCGUCGCGCCUCAAGACCGGGGCCUUGACUCAACAGCUGCUCCGGGAGCCUCUUUGAGCCCCACAGCACCCACACCUGGUAUUUCAUUGCUAGCGGCCCGAAGAGAAACCAUGCCCCACCUCAGCCUAGGUGCCCACCCACCCUCCAAUUUUCACGCCGGCGUGCCCGGCCACUUCGACGAAGUUGAUCCUCUCCGUUCUCCGCCUGGUGUAGUACCGUCGUCACGUGCGUCUAGUGGAAAUAAUGUUGGCCAAAGACCCCCAGCAGUACUUGUUUCUUACAACUUCCCAGGGGAUCUUACCCCACGCGAAGCCCACUUAUUAUUUGCAUUUGCACCCGAGUAUAUUUCAUGUGACGUUACACGACCCACCAAAGAGGAAGCCGCUUUCUGUGUACCAGAUUCUACGGUUGUCGCCGCGCGUUUCCAUUCUGUACAGGCAGCUCAAGCUGCUCAAAUGAUGCUUGAUAAUCGUGUUGACUUAUUUGCAGAUUACCCAAGCUCCACUUCAUCCCCUAGGGGCUCUCAAGACUCCAAUUCUGCCGCACCCACACCUCCAAUUCGUUGCGAGGUAAGGGGACCAAGCAGCGGUCAGAACUCUGGGGGGCUCGGAAAAAGCAGGUUCCAGUUUGGCGAAGACGAAACGUGUUCGAUUGCUGCAUCACGAGCAGGCUCGGUUAGUGCUGUGGUACCUCAAUUUGGCCCAGCAAUGCCAGUGUCUGCCGGAUCUGCAAAAAGCCCCUUUGCGGGGGGAUCCAUGUUCGUGGCCGACCGCAUUUUCAGCCCAGCAGGCUCUAGACCACUGCCUCAAGGACGAACACUUUUUGGUGACCACGUUAACAAUUCCAUGAGUGGUCUGCAUAUAUCUGGGAUGAGUAGCCAGCAGCCUGCGGAAUCCCAUACCAUGGAUCGCCGCCCCAGUGCGCCUUCUCUUAGCGUGUCAUCCCCUCCAUCAAUAAACGGUGUCCUUCCCAGCAUGACCAAACGGCCCUCAGUAACAGGAAGGACAUUUGUGGCGGCCAAUUCAGCUGGCGGGUCGGACGAUCCUUCAAAAGUGGUUAUUCCAUAUACCCCACAAACGCAAGCCAAGGCAGCAGCAGUACUACAGAAUGGCGGCCGAGUUCUUCCCCCUGCUAACCCGGCGGAUCAAAAUCCUCCGUGUAACACACUGUACGUGGGGAAUUUACCGCCAGAUACGCAAGAAGAGGAGCUUAAAGAACUUUUUUCAACGCGAGCAGGAUACCGUCGACUGUGUUUCAGGGCCAAAAGCAACGGCCCAAUGUGCUUUGUUGAAUUUGAAGACGAACAUUACGCAGGACGGGCGCUGGAAGAGCUGUACGGCUUUGGUCUCUCCAACUCCAUAAAGGGGGGUAUCCGUUUGUCGUACUCGAAAAAUCCUCUUGGGGUUCGCUCAAACAGGCCGCGCACUACAGGCUCAAACAAUAGCCAUUGA